Glarea lozoyensis ATCC 20868 is the source of this 651-nucleotide messenger RNA. Its product is annotated as Isochorismatase-like hydrolase. NCBI's taxonomy places the organism in Eukaryota, Fungi, Ascomycota, Leotiomycetes, Helotiales, Helotiaceae. The coding region runs from base 1 to 651 and encodes 216 amino acids. The record is from RefSeq and is a predicted model, not a curated record. The transcript has 3 exons.
AUGUCAGAAUUCCAAGAACUCGCUAACAACUACUCCCGUUGCUACGGCAAGACAAAACUCAAAUUUGGCAAGAGACCGGUUCUCAUAAUAAUCGACGCCGUACGCGCUUAUGUCGACCCAAAUUCCCCCUUAUACGCUCCAGAUCGCUUCGAGGCUGCUCGCCAGUCCAUGGCUCGCUUAUUAGAAAAUUGUCGCGCUUCCAAAGUCCGUAUAAUCUACACUUCAGUAAUCUACGAGACUCCCGAGGAUGGAGGAAAGUGGUAUAUGGAAAAAUUGCCGAAUGUGUUAUGCUGCUACGAUGCUGGAAACCCAUUUCGAGAAUUCGCGGAAGGGUUAGAACCUCAAAAGGGAGAGCCGGUUGUGUUGAAGCAGUACUCGAGUAGUUUCUUUGGAACGAGUUUAAGCUCAAUGUUGGCGAGCUAUGGUUGUGAUUCUACUAUUUUGUGCGGAUACAGUACGAGCGGAUGUGUUCGAGCUACAGCUCUCGAUUCAAUGCAACAUGGCUAUAGUCCGUUUGUUGUAAAGGAAGCUUGCGGUGACAGACAUCAAUCUGUGAACGAUAGCAAUCUGUUUGACAUGGAUCAGAAAUUUGCUGAAGUGGUGUCGGAGGAGGAUAUAAUGACUUUGAUUGAUGGGAUCAACAAGAGCUAA